Anolis carolinensis (green anole) is the source of this 5170-nucleotide messenger RNA. RefSeq names its product zinc finger FYVE-type containing 28 (gene zfyve28). Gene Ontology annotation, cellular component: early endosome membrane. Gene Ontology annotation, molecular function: metal ion binding. The record is from RefSeq and is a predicted model, not a curated record. Gene Ontology annotation, biological process: negative regulation of epidermal growth factor-activated receptor activity. Bases 114 to 1655 code for a protein of 513 amino acids. The transcript has 13 exons. NCBI's taxonomy places the organism in Eukaryota, Metazoa, Chordata, Lepidosauria, Squamata, Anolidae.
GGCGGAGUCGAGCGGCGGACCCAACAAGUCGGGCGCCGGGGAGGCUCAGGUGUUCCUGGAGGAGCGCCCCGCUUCGCUGCUCUCUCUCCUUCUCUCCCUCCGACGCCCGAGCCAUGCUGCCCGCCGCCAUCCGGAGGUGGCUCCACAAGCCCAAGCGUUCUGAUCCCAGACUGUUGUCACAGUUUUUCUAUGCUGACGAGCGAGUGACUCAAGUAGUAACAGAAAUCAACUGCCUGGAUGUCGAGACAGAUCCUCAACAAUACCUUGCACUACUAAACCAGUUGCACCUUAGUCAGGCUGAGCUGCUGUCCAUUAUAGAACAGAUUAUGGACGAGUGCAUCCCCAGAGAACGUCAUGGUCGUGACUAUGUCAUUAAAUUCCCUGAAGAUCUUCUGGUAGACAACCUCCGUAAUCACAUGCUAUUUGCUGCUGAGUGUCUGAUGGCACGCACCUAUAUUGAUGUGGAUGAGGCAGAUGGAGUACGAUUACGACCGCUAGCCAAAGAUCUCCUGUGCAGCUUAGAGUUGGUGCGGGUGGUCCUUCGGGAGCAAAGCCUGAACCAACUAGGACCUUAUUCAGAACCUAUCCGGAGAGCACUGAUUCGCUUUGAUAUGCUCUUUGCUGAAUUUGAGCUAAGCUACGUUUCAUCUUUAGUCUCAGUGAAAUCGCCUGAAGAGAUCUAUAGGCAGCAGGAGAUCGUUGUACUCUUCUGUGAAACUGUGGCCAGAGCUUUGAAACUUGGUCAUUUGACUCAGGAUAUGAUUGAUGGGUAUGAACCACAGCUGAUGUUCACCAUUCCCCGCCUGGCCAUCAUUAGUGGUCUGCUGAUUUAUCCAGAUGGACCCCUCAACUUGGAGAGGAGGCCUGAGGAGAUAUCUAGAGUGUUCAGUCCAUUUUAUGUCUUGCUUAGAAAAAUCAGGGAUCUGCUGCGUGUUUUGUCCAAGGAAGAGCUCUACAAGCUGGAAAAACGUGUGCUGAAUGAGAAUGCUGCAGAUUCACAGCCCUUCAGUGACAAAGACUCUCAUGACUCCAGAGAUCUUGCAACUCGACACAGUUGCCCACCUGCCCCAAGGCAUCUUGGGCAAGAGGCUACUAGCAUCCCAGUAGGAGUGAUCACAGGAGUUCCACAGAGCACCCGGAGGAUGGAGCUGCGAGCCCGCUACAGCAAUACAGAGGACAUGAUUCACACGCUGUUUGUCUGCAUCUCUGGAGUGGCAGACCAGCUCCAGACGAACUUUGCAAGUGACCUGCGUGCCAUUCUGAAGAGUGUGUUCAAAAUUGUGACAUCCCGAACAGAGGAACUGGUGGUGACUGACACUGGCCAGACAGAGAGAUGCGUGGUGCCAACAGAUUCUCAAACACAAAACUGUGCUCUCUGUUCCAAUAGCAGAGAAGGCAAUGGCAGAGAAGGUGCUUUGGGGCCACCAGAAUGGGUGCCAGACAGUACUUGCAGCCACUGUAUGGCCUGCCGUCAACCUUUCACAUUUCUUCGGCGACGCCAUCAUUGCCGGAGUUGUGGAAAGAUUUUUUGCUCUCGUUGCUCGUCACACCUGGCACCUCUGCCCCACUUCAGGCAACUGAAACCAGUCCGCGUGUGUACACACUGCUACACCACCCACUUGCCUUCUAGCAGCAAAAAUAUGAAUGGUUCAUGAGCAGUAGCUUGCACAAUGUGACUUCAUCAAAACACCACUUGUGCCUGAGAAAACAACAGAUAAUACUGGAAAGUGGCAGCCGCCUGUAUCACCUACAGAGGAGCAACCACACUUUACUAGGAUCCUCGUGGGAGCACUUCGGAACCCAUUUGGUGGACAGGGUUUGGGGUGAAGGGGAAUUCCAAGAUUUAAUCUCUCCUGUUUGAUGCAAAGGACUCUCUGGGACUUGUUUUGGCUUGAGCUAAAAUGAACUACAGAUGUCUGGGCAAAAUCUUCAACAUCCCAACGAAAGCUUCUCCCGGUCUCCAUUAUUCUUCAUCAGGAUGGAAAGAACUCUGACCUUUAUAAAGAUUGCCAGGUAUUGGCUUCUGGUGGAGAAUUGUUAAUCUCCUGUCCUACAGUUUGUUUUUGAGAAACCUGUGAGGGUUGCAUUACCAGAUCUUGGUAUAUGUGCAGUAAGGGCUUUAAAGGUGCCUUUGGCUAGAACUGAAGAGAUUGCCCAGAAAUAGAGCCUUGGGAAUGAUAGCCAUAGCUAUUUGCCUACCAGCUUAGGAUACAGCUAAGAGAUGCAGAAGUCUUCAUGCACAGUGUGCUUUCUGUAGAACCCACCUACUACAGGGUUGUGUGGAAGACACUUUGGAAACUUCUGUGAGACUCAUAAUUUUUGUAACCAAAUUAAAUUGGUUAUUUUCCUAAAUACUUGAAUAAAUGCUGUUAUUAUAUCUGACCUGUCUUCUCUGGGUUCACAAUACCUGCACUUGUUGCAUUGUUACACUGGGAGUUCACAGAGGGAACCUGCUCUGAACUCUUCUCCAGGAAGACUAUAAAACUUGUUGCUUUUCCUCUUCUGCCAUAUCGCCUAAGUGUCUCUGGGUGUGGUUUAAUUGGCUGCAGCAUUUGCCUUUGAUCUAACUUAAAACAGUAGGCCGCACUGGAAAUGUGAGCCAGUACAGGUUGGUUAUCCUUCAUUCAAAAUGCUCUGAGCCAGGAGUGUUUUGCAUUUGGGAUCUCUUUAUAUUUUGGAGUACUUGCAUAAAGAUGGUCUCUAAAGACAAAUUUUAUUUAUGUUUCCUAUCUAUCUAUCUGUCUGUCUAUCUAGCCUGAAAAUGACUUCAUACAAUGUUUUAAAUAAUUUUGUGUAUAAAGUAAAGUUUGUGUACAUUGAACUGUCAGAAAGCAAGGGUGUCGCUAUCUCAGCCAUCCAAAAGGACAAUUUAGAAUUUUAAAAUAUUUAGAAUUUUGGAAAUUUGGAUAAGGAAUACUCAACCUGCAGUAAUGUAUUCAUUUAGUGAAUGCUUCUAAAGCAGCACAGAGGUAUACACUUUUAACACAAAGAUGUUAACACCUGUGUUAUCUUAGCAUCAAGAAAGUACUAGGUUUUUCAUUCCAAAGCUGAUAUUGCUUUUGUUAGAUGAAGAAUAACAUUUAGAGCAUUCUAAAAUAUGGUGGGCCCACUGUGCUGUGGAGAUGCUCUGCAACUUCAUUAGCCACCACAAAAAAGGAAUGAAAGAGCUGUGUGGAAUUCAUGUCAUUUAGGCCUAGUUUAACAAAUUUGUCCCUUGGUGGUUGUUUCUUGUGUACCUUCAAGUCAUUUCCAAUUUAUGGUGACUCUUAGGUGAACCCAUCACAGGCAGGAUUUCUUUGUUCUUACCUCCCUCUAAAGCUGAGAGAAUGGCACCUGCCAAAAAUUAGGGUACCUAGUAGGUUUUUAAGGCCAAGCAGGGAUUCAAACCCUUGCCUCCAAUGUUUUAAUCAAAUCUUUAAAACAUUACACGUGGCUCACCCCUCAUUUAGUGCUCUAAUUCCUCAGGAAUACGUAUUUUUCAGUACUGUACACAAAUAUCUUGCCUAAAAACUUCAGCCUGUGUUUGCAGCUAUUGAGCACACCACAAGAUACAGAAAUGAACAGACUGACAAAGAACAUGAAAUAUACGUUAGCUUAAGGUCAGACUGUUUGAAUAUAUGCUACAUAGUAAGUAUAUAUACUUACUAUAUAGCAUACAUUCAUAUAUGUUGAAACGCUGCAGUGACAAGACAGGGGAUGAUUUCUUUUAGGUGGAAUAGGAAUUGAGGAAGCAACAAACUUUGGGGAUUUGGCCAUUCCACAUAAAGGGCUAUGAAGUUGGGCAUUACAUGUUUGAAUCAGAAAGGCAUGCCCGUGAGCUAGUCAGAGACACUUGUAUUAUUUCAGUCCUAAAAAGCAUUUUCCACAUAGAGACAUGGUGAUGCCUUAGGGGAGAGUAGUAAACUUAUAGCAUUCCAGACCUUAAUAGACCACAACACAGCUUUCUUCACCAUUAGCAUGCUGGUUAGGACUGAUAGGAAUUGCAAUUCAGCAUAUGGAGGCUUUCAUAAUUCUCACUCCUGGCUUAGCAUUAGAGAUACUACAGAGGUUUUCAUUUUAAUUGGCUUGACAAUAGGAGCCAUAAAAGUACUCUGGUUGUUUAGUGCUUUUUUCUGAACACGCAGGUUGAAUACCAACCUAGGGCUAUUCAAGACCCCAAACAUGAACAAACAUGUUUUGAUUGGGUGUGCGAUUGGAGGAAAAGAGCAGGAGCCAUAGUAAUAAUGUCUCUUGGACAGCAAGUAAUGAGCUAAUAUGAAAGAUACAGUAGUUGAAGCAAUAGGCUAGGCACCGAUGGCUGCAAGGCUCUCAGAAGGGACAGGGAGACCCAGUGAGUAGUAUCAGGGAAUGGUGUGACCUUAGAUCCGAUAGUAGUGCCUCCAACUUCAUUGUGAAGAGACUACAUUGUACGGAGCAGUAAUAGUGAGGGUCUGUCUCAAACUUGUCAAUAUCCAGGGCCACUGCAGACAAGACUUACCAUUGCAGUUUCCCCUAAAACUAAGCACGGUGAUAGAAAUAUUAAGCAUGGACGUAAUAUUCUAAGGCCAUCACAGUUUAAAAGUCACAAUUUAUGAGAUAACUCUAUCACUGUUCAUUAACUCUGUCAGGCAUGAUGUUAACAUCAGACAAACAGUUUUUCUGUUGGGUUCAGCUGUUUGACACAUCCAACAAGACAGGGCCAGGCUUUAGCACAGCAGGUUAAUCACCAAGCUGCAAUAAAUCUUGCCAGUUGGAAAGUUGAGAGUUUGAAGCCUGGGCCAGAGUGAGCUCCUGGCCUUUAGCCCAACUUCUGCCUACCUAGCAAUUCGAAAACAAAUGUGAGUAGAUAAAUAGGAACCACAUUAAAGCGGGGAAGUAUUUAGGCUUUGCAUUUUGAUCAGGAAAAGGAGGAAGUUUACGAACAAAGCUAUUUGGUAGGGAGCAACAAUGCUAUUUGGCAAUGGAGCAACAGCACCCCCAAAUGGCCGGAACCAAGCACAGCCUACAAAAGAUGCCGAAAGAUUGGAAAUCCUAUAUAUACCUCUACCUAUUGUCUGUCUUGUUAUUGUUAUAAUCUGCAAUAAAUGUUUGCCUUUUAUGUGUUCUGUGAUUUGCUCUCAGUCCCCUUCGGGGUGAGAAGGGCAGAAUAUAAAUAUUGUAAAUAAAUAAAAAAUAUAUAUUUGGAUACUCA